Molecule: messenger RNA, 5178 nt
Organism: Mizuhopecten yessoensis (Yesso scallop)
Lineage: Eukaryota; Metazoa; Mollusca; Bivalvia; Pectinida; Pectinidae
Product: mucin-2-like
Exons: 4
Coding region: 1-5178 (1725 amino acids)
Source: RefSeq, a predicted model, not a curated record
AUGUCCAUAACUGCAACGCCACUAACUCCAACCAUGUCAAACACUGCAACCAUACCUACUAAAACCAUGUCAGACACUGAGACAACACCUACUACAACCAUGUCAGACACUGAGACUACACCCACUACAGCCAUGUCAGUCACUGAAACUACACCUACUACAACCAUGUCAGACACUGAAACUACACCUACUACAACCAUGUCAGACACUGAGACUACACCUACUACAGCCAUGUCAGACACUGAGACUACACCUACUACAACCAGGUCAGACUCUGCGACUACACCUACUAAAACCAUGUCAGACACUGAGACUACGCCUACUAUAACCAUGUCAGACACUGAGACUACACAUACUACAACUAUGUCAGACACUGAGACUGCACCUACUACAACCAUGGCAGACUCUGAGACUACACAUACUACAACCAUGUCAGACACUGAGACUACACAUACUACAACCAUGUCAGACACUGAAACUACACCUACUACAACCAUGUCAGACACUGAGACUACACCUACUACAACCAUGUCAGACACUGAGACUACACCUACUACAACCAUGUCAGACACUGAGACUACACCUACUACAACCAUGUCAGACACUGAGACUACACCUACUACAACCAUGUCAGACACUGAGACUACACCUACUACAACCAUGUCAGACACUGAGACUACACCUACUACAACCAUGUCAGACACUGAGACUACACCUACUACAACCAUGUCAGACACUGAGACUACACCUACUACAACCAUGUCAGACACUGAGACUACACCUACUACAACCAUGUCAGACACUGAGACUACACCUACUACAACCAUGUCAGACACUGAGACUACACCUACUACAACCAUGUCAGACACUGAGACUACACCUACUACAACCAUGUCAGACACUGAGACUACACCUACUACAACCAUGUCAGACACUGAGACUACACCUACUACAACCAUGUCAGACACUGAGACUACACCUACUACAACCAUGUCAGACACUGAGACUACACCUACUACAACCAUGUCAGACACUGAGACUACACCUACUACAACCAUGUCAGACACUGAGACUACACCUACUACAACCAUGUCAGACACUGAGACUACACCUACUACAACCAUGUCAGACACUGAGACUACACCUACUACAACCAUGUCAGACACUGAGACUACACCUACUACAACCAUGUCAGACACUGAGACUACACCUACUACAACCAUGUCAGACACUGAGACUACACCUACUACAACCAUGUCAGACACUGAGACUACACCUACUACAACCAUGUCAGACACUGAGACUACACCUACUACAACCAUGUCAGACACUGAGACUACACCUACUACAACCAUGUCAGACACUGAGACUACACCUACUACAACCAUGUCAGACACUGAGACUACACCUACUAAAACCAUGUCAGACACUGAGACUACACCUACAACAACCAUGUUAGACACUGAGACUACACCUACUACAACCAUGUCAGACACUGAGACUACACCUACUACAACCAUGUCAGACUCUGAGAUUACACCUACUACAACCAUGUCAAACACUGCAACCACACCUACUACAACCAUGUCAGACACUGAGACUACACCUACUACAACCAUGUCAGACUCUAAAACGACACUUGUAGCUAAACCCUAUCCAAAUUCAACCGCUCAAAACACAACAACCACGCGCACUACAACAACCACUCCAACUACUACAACAACGCCAAUUACUACAACUCCCCCUACAACUACUACAACAACUACGACAAAAAAUAAAACCAAUCCCACUAAUACAACUUCCGCUACAAUAUCCAACCCCAUAACUACAACUUCCACUACAAAAACCAACCCCAUAACUACAACUACCACUACAAUUACCAACCCCAUGACUAUAACUGUCGAUACAACAAUCAAGCCUCUCACAAAAACAGCCAAUACCACAAGUACAACUAACCUUACAACAAGCAAUACAUCCACAACAAAUCCCACUAUUAUUACUACUAAUACGGCAACUGAUUUCGGUACUGCAACUCCCACAACAACAACCGAUCCCGAUGCUACAACUCCCAAUAAAAUAAACAAUCUAACAACAGCAACUCCAACUUCAACAACUUAUCCCACUUACACAACUUCCAGCGCAAUAUCAAAUCUCAAUACUACCUCACCCCUUACAACAAGCAACCCCACUACUCUAACUCAAACUUCAACAUCAAAUCCCGCUAAUACAACUCCGACUACAACUAGUAAUCCUAUUAAUGCAACUCCCGAUUCAACAACCAAUCAUACCACUAUCAUAAACGAUCCCAUUGCUACAGCUGUCAAUGCAACAACCGAUCCUGAUACUACAACUCCCAGUAUAACCACCGAUCCCAUACUUAAAACUUCCACUUCAACAACAAAUUCCACAUAUACAACUCCAAAUUCAACAACCAAUCCCUCUUCAACAACUAUCAAUACAGAAACUGAACCCAGUAGUACACCUCCCACAACAACAAUCAAUGCAACAACUAUAUCUCCCUUUAUAACAUUCGAUCCAACUGCUACAACUCCCACCACAACAGGCAAUCCACCUACUUCAACUCCCACUACAACAACCAAUUCCUCUACCGCAACUCCCACUACAACAACCAAUCCCUCUACCACAACACCCACUACAACAACCAAUCCCUCUACCACAACUCCCACUGCAACAACCAAUCCUUCUACCACAACUCCAACUACAACAACCAAUCCCGCUACUACAAAUUCCUCUACAACAUCUACGUCCCAAACAAGCACGCAUAAAACAACAACCACAACACAGCUUAAUCCAACCACGUCCACUAUCACAACCACGCCAAUUAUAACAACCUUAAACACGGCUAAAUAUAUUCGAAAUGUCUCUCAUUCUAAAUUCCUAUUUGAUCUAUUGACAACAAUAAACGAUUUAGAAAGGAAUGAUAAUGAUAUGAAUAAUACUACAACUGCUGUUUUAGAAAAUACAACUGAUAAUGUAAACACAGCUACCAUGCAACCAUCUUCCAUGCCAACCACAAUAAAAACUACAGAUACUAUCAAGCUCAAUACUACGAAUACAUCUACUAUGGCAACCAAUCCCACUGCUACAACAUUUCCUACUUCAACAACCACGCCCACUACCUCAACUCCAGCUACAACAACCAAUCCAUCUACCACAACUCCCACUACAACAAUCAAUCCCUCUACCACAACUCCCACUACAACAACCAAUCCCUCUACCACAACUCCCACUGCAACAACCAAUCCCUCUACCACAACUCCCACUACAACAACCGCGCCCACUACAAUUACAACAACAUUCAUUCAUACCUUUUCAUCAACAAUUACACCGACUAUUAACACAAAGUCCUCUAAUGCAACCAUCUUCACUAUUGCAGCGCCACAUGAGGCUUUAACCACAACCAAGUCAAAUAAAGCGAACAUAUCGAACAUCAACCCUACUGUCAACACAAAAACCACUGCAACUAAUACGACCAUGUCUAGCACUACGUUCACACCCAAGACAACAACCAUUGGCACUGAUUCACCCCUAUUGACUCAUUCAUCAACGGACACCAUCACGUCCUCGCCGUUUAUUACAACCACGCAUACGCCUAUUCCAAGUAUCUCUCAUUCUAUACUUCUACCUGGUGUACUAACAACAGAGCUAGAAAGUACAGCGGAAAAAGCGGAUGACUUGAAAAAUACAACAAGUGCUGUUUUUCAAGACACUUUUGAUGAUGUAGUUAAAUCAACGACCGGACAGCCAGCAACUAUGUCUGCUUCAAAUAUACUGACUGAUGCAAUCACGCCAACUAUUACAAUUUCAUCCAACAUUACAAACACGUUCCGUACGUCCACACCACAUGUAGCCACAGCCACUUCAGCUGCAAUAACCACGCCUAUCAUAGUAACCAAGACAAAUACGACCAUGAUGUCAAAUACUUCAACCUCGACUAAUGUAAUAAGCACACCUUCAAUUACAACGAGGCCAGUUACUAACGUACCAAGCAUGGUGGAUACAGCUUUGGAAAGUCCCAACGUAUCGAGUACGAUGGACAAAGCGAAGACAAAUUUGGUUGACAAAGAAAUAUCCAACCUCCAUGUACAAAUAGCAGUCAACAACUUAAAAUCAAACCACCAGGGAACAGCCAACAAAAUGAUAACAAAUCACAACCUACUAAGUACAGUUAACAGAUACAGCGAAAGGAGUGAGUACAAAUCACCACAUACCAAGAACAGCCGCCAAAGUGAGGACAAAUCACCACGUACCAAGUACAGCGAACAGGUUGAUUACAAAUCACCACGUACCAAGUACAGCGAACAGGGUGAGUUCAAAUCACCACGUACCAAGUACCGCGAACAGAGUGAGUACAACUCAUCACGUACCAAGUACAGCGGACAAAGUGAGUACAAAUCACCACGUACCAAGUACAGCGAACAGGUUGAUUACAAAUCACCACGUACCAAGUACAGUGAACAGGGAGAGUUCAAAUCACCACGUAUCAAGUACAGCGAACAAAGUGGGUACAAAUCACAACGUACCAAGUACAGCGAACAGGGUGAGUUCAAAUCACCACGUACCAAGUACCGCGAACAGAGAGACGAACAGAGUGAAAACAAAUCACAACGUACCAAGUACAGCGAACAGAGUGAAAACAAAUCUCAACGUACCAAGGACAGCGAACAGAGCGAAAACAAAUCACAACGUACCAAGUACAGCGAACAGAGUGAAUACAACUCAUCACGAAUCAAGUACAACGAACAGAGUGAGUACAAAUCACCAUGUACCAAGUACAGCGAACAGAGUGACGAAAAGAGUGAGUACAAAUCACCACAUACCAAGUACAGCCGCCAAAGUGAGGACAAAUCACCACGUACCAAGUACAGCGAACAGGUUGAUUACAAAUCACCACGUACCAAGUACAGCGAACAGGGUGAGUUCAAAUCACCACGUAUCAAGUACAGCGAACAAAGUGAGUACAAAUCACAACGUACCAAGUACAGCGAACAGGGUGAGUUCAAAUCACCACGUACCAAGUACCGCGAACAGAGUGAGUACAAAUCACCACGUACCAAGUACCGCGAACAGAGUGAGUACAACUCAUCACGUACCAAGUACAGCGGACAAAGUGAGUACAAAUCACCAAGUACCAAGUACAGCGAACAAAGUCAGUAA